UGAAAAAUUCUACCAAGUAAUUUAAUACCUUAUAUUUUCCAUUAUCAUAAAAAAGAAAUCUCAUAGAUCAUCCUGAUUCUAAAGUUUAAAAUUUUUAUAAAUUAAUCUAGAUCGUUGGAAUGUGAUAUACAUCUUCUUUUUUGAUAGAUAUACAAGUAUCAAUUUUCCUUGUUACGUAAGGAAAAUAUUUGAAUAUUCCCACCUACGUCGGAAUGACACGAAUAUUUCCGAAGGUUUCCGAUCGAUAAUGGAACUAUUUGUCUACUGCAUGUAAUAUAGCGCGCAGAGUGAAUGCGAACUUGCACAAAGAACUUGUCAUAUACAUUUGUAUAUAACACACCUGUUGGAUGUUCUGACACCUGUUUACAAUCCUAUUAAAUCUUAGAUAUUUAUUUAUACUACAUGGAUGACAUGACAAGUAAAUAAUUAUAUGGUAACAAAGGAUAUUUAUAAUUGUCAUGCAUGCUUCAUACAGUCUUUUAACAGAUAUGGAGCAAACGGAAGUACCUCGAUCACCAGUGAAUAAACCAGAAGAAGGAUUUACAUUUCUACUUACAAUUUUAGAAUUGACAGGAAUCGUUUUUAUUAUUUUAAUGAUAGUAUGGAUUACACAAUUUAAAGGUGGAUUUUCUUGGACAUCUGAUCCAAAUCAUGAAUUUAAUUGGCAUCCUUUAUUAAUGACCAUUGGAUUUGUAUUUCUUUAUGCUAAUGCUAUGCUUAUAUAUAGAAUACAGAGAAACGUUCGAAAAAGGCGACUAAAAUUAAUACAUACUGGAUUGAUGUUGCUUAUUAUUUUAUUGACCAUAAUUGCAUUGAUUGCUGUAUUCGAUAGCCAUAAUUUAAAGAUUCCACCUACACCAAAUAUGUAUACUUUACAUAGCUGGAUAGGAUUAACAAGUGUGAUAUUGUUUUGCUUCCAACUGCUUGCAGGAUUUAUUACUUUUCUUUAUCCUGGCUUACAUGACUCAUUACGGGCAAGUUAUAUGCCAAUACACGUUUACUUUGGUAUAGCAACUUUUAUUGGAAGCAUCGCAACUUGUUUAAUUGGACUUAACGAAAAAGCAAUCUUCUCUAUAAAGGAUUAUGACAAAUUUGUUCCCGAGGCAAUCUUGGUAAACACUAUUGGAAUAUUUUUAAUUAUUUUUGGAGCACUAGCGGUAUAUUUAGUAUCGCAGGGACAAUAUAAGCGUCAACCUAGACCAGAAGACAGCGUUCUGCUGACUAAUAGAAACUAACUGAAGAAUGUUGGCUUAAUGAUGACUACUAAUUGGCUUAUAAAAUAGUAUCCUUAUCUAUGUGCUUGGCUUUAGAAGCUCUUGAUAAGUUUUUAUUGGUCUCAGAUUUUUAAUGUAUUUCUUUUUUUUUUUUCCAGAGUAUUAUCAAUUUUAUAUUUAAUAUUUUUUCAGUUGUUAUACUAAUUAUAUAUUUUUAUUGUUAAUUAUUUUUAAUAUUAAGAGUGAUUCUUCUUGAAAUGGUGCUAUUUUUGAAUUAGUUUCAUUUAGAAAGAAACGCUAAACAAUAACAAUAUAUAUAAAUUUAUUAAACAUUGUAUAAUAUUUAAUUGUAUAAGAUACACAAUGUUUUAUAUUGAUGUUUAUUUUAAAUUAAGACUCAUUGAUGUACAUGUUGUUAACUUAUGAAAUUUACGACUUUGAAUGUUAUUAUACAUAUACAUAUAUAUGUAUGUGUGUGCGUAUAUAUAUACACGCACAUACACAAAUCUUUCGUUUUAUAAUUUAUAUAUAUAUAUAUAUAUCAAUGAUGAAAAAUAAAAAUGUUACUUUGCCGUUAAAGCAAGAUAAA
Vespula vulgaris is the source of this 1803-nucleotide messenger RNA. Its product is annotated as plasma membrane ascorbate-dependent reductase CYBRD1-like. The record is from RefSeq and is a predicted model, not a curated record. The transcript has 8 exons. Gene Ontology annotation, molecular function: oxidoreductase activity. NCBI's taxonomy places the organism in Eukaryota, Metazoa, Arthropoda, Insecta, Hymenoptera, Vespidae. Bases 459 to 1235 code for a protein of 258 amino acids.